AUGCGCAACGGCUUCGAUCGUUCACCAUCCGUGAUCCGCAGAUGGGGUUCACUUCUAGCGGCGUACCAUACAACAAGUCCGCUGGCAACAUUGGUCAAGCUUGGUGUUCUAUACGUCAAAAAGAACCAGUCGAUUUUCUGGAGCAUUGAAGCUACUCUCUGCGGUCUUGAUUGCUCAAUGUUCCUUGAAAAUGCUUCGUUGUAUGAAGGAAACAAUGCAGGCUACGAGUCUAACAGGCCACGAAAAAUGUGGUCUAGACUGGAUCAAUGA
Aspergillus nidulans FGSC A4 is the source of this 270-nucleotide messenger RNA. RefSeq lists its product as uncharacterized. The record is from RefSeq and is a predicted model, not a curated record. Bases 1 to 270 code for a protein of 89 amino acids. The transcript is spliced from 2 exons. Lineage: Eukaryota; Fungi; Ascomycota; Eurotiomycetes; Eurotiales; Aspergillaceae.